AUGCAGUAUCUACCGAAACGGUUCUUUCAAUUUCUUUUAUUCAUCGUUUGGAGUUUAACAUUAAUCUAUCUGCUCUCUCUUUCGAUUGUAACCUUGAUUCUUUUAAAUAUUUGUCUGUUCGUUUUCCUCUUCUGGUUGAUUUUAACAUUAAUUGGAUGGUCGAUUGGUUUUAUCCCAAUUUUAACAUUUGUUUUCAUUCCAUGGUAUCGUCGUCAUUGUCGCUUAUGGACAUUGAAAGAAAAACAAAGCCGUUUGAGUGUAGCGUUUUUUCAUCCAUAUUGUGAUAAUGAUCACGAUCAAGAACAAGUUCUAUGGUAUGCGAUACAAUCGAUACUGAGAAAAUACAAACACGAUGUCCAAAUCCUUGUUUACACCGGCAAUCGACAAGUUCAAUCGAAAGACGAAGUCUUUCAACGCAUAAAACGAUAUUUUGAUAUCGAUCUUAAAAGUUCGAAAUCGUCCAUUGAAUUCAUUCCUCUCCGCAGUCGGUUUCUUCUUGAGAAGAAAUAUUACAAAAUAUGUACUUUGCUAGGACAAAGUAUUGGUUCGAUUAUUGUCAGUUUGGAAGCAUUGAUUCGUUUCAUACCUGACAUUUUUAUCGAUACAGCAGGUUACAGUUUCACUUAUCUAUGUUUUCAUUAUCUGGCUUCGAUUCCAAUUAUAUCUUAUGUCCAUUCUCCGGCCAUUACUAGUCAUUUAAUUCAAUCAACGAACGACCACGACGACUAUGGCAAAGAUAAUUCAAUCUUGUAUCAAAUCGAAUUAUUUUAUUAUCAAUUGAUUACCUAUGUCGAUCGAUGGUGUAUUAGAUGCGCAAAAGUUAUUUACUGUAAUUCAUCGUGGACAAAAAAGUAUUUAGAAUUGACUUCAGCGCAUGUUCUCUAUCCGCCAUGUGACAUCGAACAAUUUCCCGAUGUGAUCGUAACUGAUAGAGAUCCAGUUUUUGUUUCGAUCGGACGAUUCCAGAAGGAAACUCAACAUGAAUUACAAAUUCGAACGUUCAAUGAGCUUUUGCAAAGAAAAUCUAAAGACUAUCCAAAACUGAAAUUGGUAUUGAUCGGUUAUAGCAAACGCGACGAAGAGAAAGCUUAUCUUGAACAAUUACAACUCCUCGUCGAAGAUUUAAACAUUCAAGAUAAAGUCGUAUUCAAGGUUAAUAUCAGUUUUAACGAAACGAAAGCCGAACUUGCCCAAGCAAUGGUUGGCUUACAUACGAGAAAAGAUCAAGCAUUUGACAUUAAUCUGGUUCGCAUGAUGGCUGCUGGCUUGAUAGUUCUCGGCCAUCAAUCUGGCGGUACACAAAUGGACAUCAUUGAUGACGAACAAACAGGUUUUCUCGCAUGUGAUGUUGACUCCUAUGUUACGAAUAUGGAAAAACUCAUGGAAAUGACUAAUGAUGAACGAUGUGAUAUUCAUAACCAUGUUCGUGAGAGAAUUGAUCGAUUUAAUCGAUUGAAUUUCGAACGAUUCUUUACCGAACUAUUUGAUAAGAUUUUUUAUGUAAAAUAA
Adineta ricciae is the source of this 1509-nucleotide messenger RNA. NCBI's taxonomy places the organism in Eukaryota, Metazoa, Rotifera, Eurotatoria, Adinetida, Adinetidae. The record is from the annotation of a GenBank genome assembly.